Molecule: messenger RNA, 963 nt
Organism: Diaporthe citri
Lineage: Eukaryota; Fungi; Ascomycota; Sordariomycetes; Diaporthales; Diaporthaceae
Exons: 4
Coding region: 1-963 (320 amino acids)
Molecular function (GO): protein binding; 6-phosphogluconolactonase activity
Source: RefSeq, a predicted model, not a curated record
AUGAACCGGACGUUGCUGAUCUCUGGACAGCGGGCAAAUUUUACCACUCUCUCCCUUGAUGUCGACAAGAGAGAGUUGAGUAUUGUCGCUGAAUGUCCUGGACCUUUCAAUGUUUCCUGGGUCGAGCCCUUAGCUUCGCAUGGAGAUGUUGAUCGCCUAGUUGGUCUGUCUGAGGGUGACGAAUCCGGGCUACUAUACACAUUCGAAAUCGACCACGAGCAAAAGACCUGCAAUAUCACCAGUCAAAAAUCGACUUUGGGAGCCCCUGCUCACUUCGUCACGUUACCCGACGGAUCUGCACUGGCGCUCAGCACCUAUUGUGGGGGUUCAGUUGCCCUGUAUCCGACGUCUGUCACCGAAAAGGCCGGCCUCUUACUUGCGGAUGACCAGCGGACGGAGCUGCUGUUUGACUUUCCCUACAAGUCGGUUGAACACGAAAGAGUAAUGUAUGUCCUCGGAGAGCUGUCUCACACUGUUGUUGCCUUCGAUCUGUCGACCUCCCCUGCCGACGAAAUCCAGCCUAUCGACGGUUUCUCGCCCAAGGUCGUCCCACCAAGUGUUCAUCCGGACCACCAACUGAUGAUGGACUCCGCCGAAAUUUGCCUCCAUCCCAACAUACCGAAUGUCUUGUAUGUCAGUAACAGGUGGGAAAGACACAUCGCGGACCUGGAACCUCAUCUCGAAAAUGUCCCCAAGGAGCUGCCGCCAGGGGAUGCUAUCGCCAUCAUCCUGCUGUCAGAUGAUGGAAGGAGGGUACACGAAACCAAAUUCGUACGGACCAAUCUCGAUACCAUCCGCGGCAUGCGCCUCAGCAGCGACGGCAGCUUGGUCGCUAUGGGAGGACAAGAGGGCGGCGGGGUUGAGAUCUACGGCAUCAGUGGAGAGAGGGGCGAUGUGUGGACUCUUGUGGCCAGUCUUAACAAGGGCCUGGAAAGCGGGAUCAAACAUGCCAUUUGGUUGUAG